This is a messenger RNA of Aspergillus aculeatinus CBS 121060, 1083 nucleotides long. Its product is annotated as NAD(P)-dependent alcohol dehydrogenase. NCBI's taxonomy places the organism in Eukaryota, Fungi, Ascomycota, Eurotiomycetes, Eurotiales, Aspergillaceae. Bases 1 to 1083 code for a protein of 360 amino acids. The record is from RefSeq and is a predicted model, not a curated record. Gene Ontology annotation, molecular function: alcohol dehydrogenase (NADP+) activity; zinc ion binding. The transcript has 3 exons. Gene Ontology annotation, biological process: alcohol metabolic process.
AUGACGACCGAGUACAAAUUCGAAGGCUGGAUGGGCCUCGGCCCCGAAGCGAGUGAGGGCAAGAUGGUCUGGCAAGAGUUCGAACCCAAACCCUGGGAAGAGACCGACGUCGACAUCAAAAUCACCCACUGUGGAAUCUGCGGAACCGACCUGCACACUCUCCGCAGUGGCUGGGGCCCAGCCAUGUACCCCUGCUGCGCGGGCCACGAGAUCGUCGGCAUCGCUGUGCGCGUCGGCUCGCAGGCUGAGAACAAUAUCCAAGUCGGCGACCGCGUGGGGGUCGGCGCCCAGAACGACGCCUGCCUGAACCGCGACGGGCCCUGCGAGGAGUGCUCGUCCGGCCGGGAGACCUACUGCCCGCGCCUGCUGGGGCUAACCUACAACGCGCGGCACUGGAACGGGGCCAAGUCCUACGGCGGCUACGCCCUCUACCACCGCGCGCACUCGCAUUUCAUGGUCAAGAUCCCCGACGCGAUCCCGUCGGCGCUCGCGGCGCCAAUGCUCUGCGCUGGGAUCACGGCCUACGCCCCGCUGAGGCAGAAUGGGUGCGGACCGGGGAAGAAGGUGGCUGUGAUUGGGGUCGGGGGCAUAGGACACUAUGCGAUUCAGUUUGCCAAAGCGCUGGGAGCAGAGAAGGUCGUUGCCAUCUCGCGGCGCGGGGAUAAAAGGGAGGACGCUCUGGCGCUGGGGGCGGAUGUCUAUAUUGCCACUGCGGAGGAUCCGGACUGGGCGAAGAAGAAUGCACGGUCGUUGGAUCUGAUUAUCUCUACCGUUUCAUCUUCCAAGAUGCCUCUUCGGGAUUACCUCUCUCUGCUGAAAACCGACGGCUGCUUCCAUCAGCUCGGUGUGCCCGCGGACGGCACCCUGGCCAUCCCCGCGGAAGCUCUAGUCUUCCGCCGCCUGAAAGUCGCGGGCUCACUGAUGGCGGGGCCCGAGGAGAUUCGAGAGAUGCUGGAGCUCGCUGCGAGCAAGAAUGUACGGUCGUGGGUCGAGGAGGUGCCGAUGAAGGAGGCCAACCAGGCCAUUCAGGAUAUGGACGCUGGCAAGGCCCGGUAUCGGUACGUGCUUGUCAAUGAGCAUUAA